CAGCGUGGUCGCGCGCGGACGUGCCUGCUCUCUUCAAAUUCACUUUGAUUUUGGACUUCUACGUGCUCUUGAGUCGGUUCUGCACAGCCUGCUACUCAUACCCCGGAAUCGAGCUCUGCAACAUAGGGAGCGGCGCAGAAGGCUCUGUCGGAUCUAUGCUUGAGCAAAGUCAAGAGCGAAGACCUUGCCAUACCGACUAAUGCUGGGAAACGUCGCUGGGAUGCCUUCUGACCUUCGUCCGCACACAUCGACAUUCGAACUAGAGUCCGACGAUGAAGCCUCAGGCAAGCGGUCGGGGAUCAUCAAGUUGACCAUUGACAUACCCUCGUCACAUCGACCGCAAGUCGCAGCAGAGCCACAUCCAACCCCGAGAUGGCGAACACCAGAGUUCAUCUUCUAUGGACUUGUGUUCUGCAUAGUGGUCCCUAUGCUGGUCUGGGUACCCAUAAGCCUAAGCUCACCAUCGCACCCAAACUACAGUAUGUAUCGUCGACGCCUACAUCCAGGCUGGCUCUUUGGUAGGCAAAUUGACAACAGUGAUGCCCAAUAUCGCUCGUUCCGCAAUAACAUUCCAUCACUCGUCCUCCUAGCGUCAGCAUUCCUCGGACUUAAGCAUCUCUACACCGUCGUGCUUCGUCGUUCUCGGGAUACCCAGCGAACUAAUCGGUCCUACCUUAUACCCUAUUUAUUCACGUUCUCACUGCUCAUGCUCGCCGGUCUUCAUGGCGCGAGUGUCCUCAAGGUCCUCCUGAUCCUGACCGGCAACUACGCCAUCGCAAAAGUCACGAAAGGAUCUAAAUUGAACCCCUUGCUAACUUGGAUCUUCAACGGGGUUGUUCUGUUCGCAAAUGAGCGAAACGAGGGUUACCGUUUUGCGGCUCUUCACCCAUCCCUCGAAGCCUGGGACACUGUGACGGGGAUCUACCCGCGCUGGCACGUCAGCUUCAAUAUAACCAUGUUGCGGCUCGUCUCGUUCAACAUGGACUACUAUUGGGCCUCGAACAGGGCCGGCCCAUCUGAUCCAGGUAGCCCCUUGACCGAGAAACAACGGCCCGUGAUAGCUCAUCCCCUCGACGCGUAUUCCUACAUGAACUAUGUCGCCUACGUGCUCUACCCGCCGCUGUACAUCGCAGGCCCCAUCAUGUCGUUUAAUGACUUCAUGUGGCAGAUCCAUCGACCUCUCACUAUCUCUAUGCGAGAAAGACUGGGCUAUCUCGCGCGUUUCGUCAUUUGCUUCCUGACCAUGGAGUUCAUCCUGCACUUCAUGUACGUCGUAGCCAUCAAGGAUACCAAAGCCUGGGGCGGGGACACCGCGGCGGAGCUGAGCAUGAUUGGGUUCUGGAACCUGAUCAUCGUGUGGAUGAAGCUACUGUUACCCUGGCGGUUCUUCCGCUUAUGGGCCCUGGCCGACGGUACCGACGCACCGGAGAACAUGGUUCGGUGUAUGGUGAAUAACUACUCUACGCUGGGAUUCUGGAGAGCAUGGCAUCGCAGCUACAACCUGUGGAUCAUUCGGUACAUCUACAUACCGCUCGGAGGGACGAAGAACGUGGCCUUUACCUCGCUCCUCGUCUUCACCUUCGUCGCCUUGUGGCAUGACCUUUCCUUCCGCCUGCUAGCGUGGGGCUGGCUCGUCACCCUCUUUAUUCUACCUGAGUUGAUCGCUCGUUACGUCUUGCAUCCGUCCAAGUACGGAAGCAGGUCAUGGUACAGACAUGUCUGCGCCAUCGGCGCUGUCUUCAAUAUGUUCAUGAUGGUGGCGGCGAAUCUGGUCGGUUUCGUCAUUGGGACUGACGGGGUCUCGUACAUGCUACAGCAAUUGCUUGGCACCGCGGAAGGCUUCCGGUUCCUACUGUUUGCAUGUUUCUGUAUGUUCGUCGCUGCACAAGUGAUGUUCGAGUAUAGGGAAGAGGAGUUGCGUCAGGGCAUUGUGCGUCGAUGUUGACAGAGACGAUAGACAUCUUCCAAGGAGCGCGAAUCCCUUCGCAGGGUGUCGGCAGCUCGUGCUAUCGGCAGGAUCACCUCUUGCCUGAUCU
Rhodofomes roseus is the source of this 2036-nucleotide messenger RNA. RefSeq names its product MBOAT-domain-containing protein. Bases 200 to 1945 code for a protein of 581 amino acids. Gene Ontology annotation, biological process: GPI anchor biosynthetic process. Lineage: Eukaryota; Fungi; Basidiomycota; Agaricomycetes; Polyporales; Fomitopsidaceae. Gene Ontology annotation, cellular component: endoplasmic reticulum. The record is from RefSeq and is a predicted model, not a curated record. The transcript is spliced from 11 exons.